AUGGCACCGACCGUAGUCCUCAUCACGGGCGCAAACCGAGGCAUUGGCCGCGGCCUCCUGCAGCGCUUUCUGGCCCUGCCCGACCACACGGUCAUCGCCGGGAAUCGAAACCCUGCCCAUCCGUCAUCGCAAAGCCUCGCUGAACUCCCCCGCGGCCCGGGCAGCAAGCUCAUUGUCGUCAAGAUCGACGCCACGGUCGAGCAGGACCCGUUCGACGCCGUCAAGGAGCUGCAGGAGAAGCACGGCAUCGAAUACCUCGACAUCGUCAUCCCCAAUGCGGGCGUCUCCUUUGCGUGGCCGAAGGUGGCCGACGUGAAGCUCGAUGACCUGCGCGCCCACAUGGCGCCGAACGUCUUCGGUUUCCUCACCCUCUACCAGGCCACCCGACCUCUUCUGCAGAAGUCCACCCGGGAGCCGAUUUUCGCCCCCAUUGGGUCGACUGCUGGCGUCCUUGCGCGGCAACCGCCUAUAACUAACGGGACGUACGGCCCCACCAAGGCGGUGGUCAACUGGUACACCAUCCGCAUCAACGCCGAGGAGCCCUGGCUGAACGCGUUCGUCAUGGACCCCGGCUGGGUGCAGACGGACCUGGGGAACGCGGGCGCUCAGUACUUUGGUCUGCCGCAGGCUUACACCACGCUGGACGACUCCUGUGACGGCAUGAUGAGGGUCUUUGCCGAGACGUCCAAGGAGAAGCACGGCGGAAAGAUGGCCCAGUUUGACGGCAACAUCUGGGAGUGGUGA
Messenger RNA from Thermothielavioides terrestris NRRL 8126, 744 nucleotides. RefSeq lists its product as uncharacterized. The transcript is spliced from 2 exons. NCBI's taxonomy places the organism in Eukaryota, Fungi, Ascomycota, Sordariomycetes, Sordariales, Chaetomiaceae. The record is from RefSeq and is a predicted model, not a curated record. Bases 1 to 744 code for a protein of 247 amino acids.